Messenger RNA from Anastrepha obliqua, 555 nucleotides. RefSeq lists its product as uncharacterized. Bases 100 to 555 code for a protein of 151 amino acids. The transcript is spliced from 3 exons. The record is from RefSeq and is a predicted model, not a curated record. NCBI's taxonomy places the organism in Eukaryota, Metazoa, Arthropoda, Insecta, Diptera, Tephritidae.
CCGAAAACUAACGAUCGAACGGAGUGAACGAAGCGUAACGAGACUCAACUCCACUGUGUGUUGUUCUGCUCUACACCAGGGUUCAAUGAUAUUCUCAGCAUGGAAAUGCCAACAUCACAUGCCAGCCAUGGUACCACAUCAUUAUCGGAAGUAAUAACUCAUCAUAGUAUUACCGGACCUAGUCAUAGUCUACUUUCGAGCUCUCAUCAUCAUCAUCAGCAGUUGGAACAUCAAGCAACGGCACACACAUCGAACACUGUAUCUGCACUUCACUUACAUUCCUCAUCCGCUGGGACCUUGGCGGCAACAUCGGCGCAUCAUCAUUCACAUUUAGCUCAUUUGCAAUCGCAGCAUCCACAUGAAAACCCAUAUGUGCCCGCCAUUCAAACUAAUAAUGAGAAAAAUAUAGUCUUGUCGAGAGCCAAAUUUCAGGAGUACAUACAUACAUAUAUACUCGUAUUAUAUCCACAAACAACACAGUCGAACGCACUUGAUUGCAAUCUGUGGAAACGUGGGGUCUUUCUCCUAGCAAGAUUCAAUGGAUCUAUACGGUGA